This is a messenger RNA of Ruditapes philippinarum (Manila clam), 2996 nucleotides long. RefSeq names its product zinc finger protein ztf-16-like. Gene Ontology annotation, biological process: regulation of transcription by RNA polymerase II. The record is from RefSeq and is a predicted model, not a curated record. Gene Ontology annotation, molecular function: DNA-binding transcription factor activity; RNA polymerase II cis-regulatory region sequence-specific DNA binding. Bases 467 to 2608 code for a protein of 713 amino acids. The transcript has a single exon. NCBI's taxonomy places the organism in Eukaryota, Metazoa, Mollusca, Bivalvia, Venerida, Veneridae.
UCAUUUUCACAUUUAACUGUGUGCGUCAUAGCCAGUGUGAAAUGUCUCAGUUGUUCGCAAGCAUAGUUAAUUCUCUUGCUCAUUUAUUAUUUAUAUACCCGACUAGAACGAGUAUUCGGAUAAGGCCUACCACAUUAAUAAUUCACAUGCAAUCGGCUAACUCUCAAAUUAUUUUCACUUAUUCUGGUGAUUACAAAUGGAGGCUUACAAAUAAUUUAUUUGUUGACAGUGCGAUGGUAAAUAAUUUAUUAAAACCAGCCCGAGAUCUAUAUAUAUCUUUGUCUGCGAAGUUUUGUCGUCACUUUUCAAGUCUAUACGUUCGAGUAACAUUUUCUCUUAAUAACCAUCGACGGUUCAAGAAGGCGCGUAGGAAUAUGAUAUUUUUAUGUAAAGAAUUAUAUUAAGAUAAUUACAAGUGUGAAUUUGCACAUUAAGCGGAGGAUAGUUCAGAUUCAGUAUAUAUCGUAUGGAAACUAUGAAUUCUAACGCCGUCACUGUGAAAGUUGAGCCUCCAGACGACUUUGGCGCGGGAACUAGUGACAAAGUGUCGUCUGCUACACUUCAAAAUGGAACUGCUGAGAAAAAAGAUUUAUCGUUUGGUAAGACAGGCAAAAUGAAUACUUCAGGAAAUGAUUCGAGGAAUUUCACUUGUCUGUUGUGCGAUAUCGUUUGUGAUAGCCGAGACGACCUCAGGAAACAUUUAAAGAAUGCUCAUGCUUCGAAAAAUUAUUCAACCAUGAAUAGCACUAUGUACUUGAAUAAGAUUUCGUCAGAAGCCACUGCUAGGGCAUUUUCCGGCUAUGUCAAUUAUCGCUACACGUGCCCAAUUUGUGGAGCAAAGUUCAAAAGUUUUCGGACAUACUUGACUCAUAACAUGUCGCAUCGGGGUACCAGUGGACUUCAACCUUUUGACGAGGCUAGAAUGGCCGCCCUUUUCGGAACCGGGAAACAAUAUAUGCAAGAUUACCUCGAGGCAGAGGAAGGGUAUGCGGGGACUUUCUCGUGUAAUGAAUGUAAAACCGUGUUUGUACAAAGAGAUGGGUACGCAAUGCAUAUGAUGAUGCGGGCGAUGAAUGGAACUUGUAGAACGGCUGUUACCAUGUACGAAAAUAGUCCGGUAUCAACCAGCGAGGAAACAUCGCAAAAGCCGGUUUCAAAUGGGACGGAUGUGCAAACUACGCAGUCUGGAGAAAUAGUCCCGACCUCAACGGAGCAGACAAAUCAGCGCUGUCUUGAAGAUGUAACUGCUAAAAUAGAUCAAGAUGAAUAUUUAAAAUCUGUCUUGGACAAAGUGUGCGCCUCUGACGCGCAGAAACUAGAUGCUUCAAAUUAUACAAUUGACGAUAGGAAAAUGUGCUCGUUUUGCAGAGAAACCUUUGUGGACCAAGAUUCAUUAGCCAUGCAUGUGAUGUCAGACCACGCGAAUGAAAUGUCUUCAACAACGUUGAGAAAUAACAAUUCUACAAGAGGUGCAAAUCACGAUGAUUAUCUAGCGUGGAUGGCUGUAGCAACAAAACCAAUGAUGAUGAAUUGUGUAUGUAAGUACUGCAAUGAAACUUUUAUGUCACGCGACAGUUUAGCUUUACACGUGCUUACGCAUGCGCAUCUAGAGGAAAGAAUGGUAGGCCACUCGCGAAAUUCUGCCAAGCGGAAGUCGGAAGGUCUAGAUAAUGGAUUGUCUUUACUACAACCACCAAAACUGCUUAAAUACAAUGAAGAAUUCGAGACUAACGACCACAACGGUUCUACGCCACCAAAAGUAGUGCAAGUAAACGGCAUUGUGGACUCUAACCUAUACUGUGAAGAAUGUGACAUAAAAUUUUACGCUUUGUCCGAAUAUAAAUGGCACAAGGAACGUCACAACAAUGGCGAUAUAACAAACUAUGACCGACCCUUAUGUUUAAGUAAAAAGACUGAAAGGAAAUAUUUACCAAACAAUAUUGAGUCGGCCGGCAUAAGUUUCACAGACAACAAUAAAAGAAGAAGAAAUAGUUUUUCUUCGACGGAUACAUCAAAAGUUUGUACCCAAGCUACCGAUAAACUUCCACAGCGUCCUGUCUCGGUCGGUGACUGCUCCAGACACACAUUGAAAGUACUAAGUAAAUCGCAUAGCGAACAUUUACACACUGGCAAUGGCGAAAACUCUUCGACACUUGACGGGAAAUCCGUACUUAAUACUAUAAAUUCACUUAGCUCAAGCGAACAGCGCAUUAUUUACUCCGUUUUCGGGAAUGAUUUAGGAUUAAAACUCGAAAAUACUGACUAUCUGUCUGAAAACUCAAGGUCAAGGUCGUGUACACCGCCUGUUGAUCUGUCGUCUGCUAAACCGAAAAGUCCGGCAAAAGACGCGCGUUCUCAUAAGACGCAUGGAAGUGAUCCAAAUGUAUCCGAAUUAACCAAAACUGCGGACCCGGAUGAGAAUAUUACUGUUAAACUUGGGGAUCCGAAUAAACCAAUGUGCAAGUACUGUGAAAUAUUAUUCUUUAACAAAGCGAUUUAUUAUCUACACAUGGGACUACAUAAUGUGAAUAAUCCAUGGCAAUGCAACAUAUGUGGUAAAAUAUGCAAUGAUGCAGUAGAUUUUGCCGCUCAUGUGAUCCAUAUGUAAUUUUUUUAAAUUUCUUUUUGGCAAUUCGGGCGAGUAGGCGCCAGUUGGGUGUACUUUGUUAUGAAACUUGUAUUUAACAUCUUAAACAGCAUGGUGCCACCGACUUUAGAUAAACAUAUAAUUUGUGUAAUGUUUCAUUUUCUAAAGUUUUUUAAUCAUGAACAAUUCUAAUUGUGGAAUCAAAGGCUAAUUCUUUUUCCUGAAAAAGACAUACAUGUAUAGAGUAUACUAACUGGCAUCUUGUCGCCCGAUAAUAUCAUAAUUAAACUAAGUUUGUUUUUAUAUCUAAUUGAUCAAUUUUAAACCAUUUCCAGUAUGUUAAAUUUUCCGCAUUUUUAUCGGUAUAUUAGCUGUGUUUUAUUGCAAUAAAAAUGCAGAUAUGCAUUGA